This is a messenger RNA of Marchantia polymorpha subsp. ruderalis, 3061 nucleotides long. Lineage: Eukaryota; Viridiplantae; Streptophyta; Marchantiopsida; Marchantiales; Marchantiaceae. The record is from the annotation of a GenBank genome assembly.
UUCAUUCAUCGGGAUUUCCUCGAACAGAAGACAACGGGAAACCCGUAAGUUGAGUUCCCACCAUCUAGCAUGACUUGAAUAAGUCAAUCCAGGAAAUGGAGCUAUUUCACCUCUUGUGAUUUGAAGUGUGGCCGGAGGAAGGGGUACCCGCAACAGACGCAAUCCCAUCGCAUCUUCAGAUUGGAAGGUACAGUGUGGUUGGAAUGAAUGAGGAGGAGUGUUUCCAGCAUCGGGGUAAAGGCUCGGCUUGUGGGCGCUUCUCGUAGGCACCAGGAGGACCGGCUUGGGUUUGUGUGGGGUGGUGUUGAAUAUGGAUGAAGAAGGGCUCAAGAAGAUCUCAUUUUAGUGAGAUGGUAUUGGUUCGUUCACAGUCAUUUUGGAGUAUGCCGGAGAGGAUCAAGUCCCUAUCUGGUGAAUUGUUGAUUAUGCGGUGACUCCAUCAUAGCGUUCGGGAGUACACUGAGACAGAGGAGAAAGACAGGACACGGCCGGAGAGGCUAGGAUAGCCCAGAGAGAGGUUGUGUGUUCUCAUCCGCGUGUUUUGGAGUUCUUCGUUUUAUGGCUAAAAUUGGAAGUGCAGCAUUUCAGUUUGUGUCUCUCUGCGUGCACGUCUACGUAUAGGGCAGAAUUCGUUUGACCACCUUCGUAACGAUCGAUGGGGAAUUGCUGUGCUUGCGGACCCUCGAAACCACACCCGAAAAGUCAAAAAUCCAAUGUAUACUCAGGUGAUGGUUAUCCUUCUAAAGUUCUGGUCUUCAAGGACGUGAAGCAGGGUGAAAACCUUCAUGAUAAGUACACUCUAGGCCGAGAGCUUGGGCGGGGCGAGUUCGGUAUAACCUACUUGUGCAGGGACAAGGAGACUCAAGAGCAGUUGGCUUGCAAAUCUAUUUCAAAGCGCAAACUUCGUACUGCCGUUGAUGUGGAGGACGUGCGCCGAGAAGUUGCGGUCAUGCAUCACCUUCCGUCACAUCCGAAUAUUGUCACACUCCGAGGCGUCUACCAGGACGACGCAGCCGUGCAUCUCGUUAUGGAGCUUUGCGAGGGUGGGGAGCUGUUUGACCGCAUUAUUGCUCGGGGGCAUUAUAGUGAGCGCGAGGCUGCUGCUGUGACUCGCACCAUCGUUGAGGUUGUUCAAGUUUGUCACAAACACAGAGUGAUGCACCGCGACCUGAAGCCCGAAAACUUUCUGUUUGCAAAUAAGGAGAAUAACUCCCCUCUCAAGGCGAUAGAUUUUGGACUAUCCUGUUUCUUUACUCCAGGGGAACGCUUUUCGGAGAUAGUAGGCAGCCCUUAUUAUAUGGCACCUGAGGUUCUGAAGAGAAAUUAUGGCCCGGAAGUAGAUGUCUGGAGUGCUGGAGUAAUACUAUAUAUUCUGCUGUGCGGAGUUCCUCCAUUUUGGGCUGAAACUGAGCAAGGUGUAGCGUUGGCUAUACUUCGAGGUGUUUUAGAUUUCUCCAGAGAUCCGUGGCCGAAGGUAUCUGAUAAUGCCAAAUCUCUUGUCCGACAUAUGCUGGAAGCCGAUCCGAAGUCUCGGUACACUGCGCAGCAAGUGCUACAGCAUCCAUGGCUGCAAAAUGCCAAGAAGGCUCCCAAUGCAGCACUAGGAGACGCAGUGCGAGCCAGGCUGAAACAGUUUUCAGCCAUGAAUAAGCUCAAGAAGAAGGCUUUGCGGAUCAUAGCAGAGCACUUGUCGGGAGAGGAGAUAGAAGGCUUGAGAGACAUGUUUCAAAUGAUGGACACUGACAACAGCGGUGCAAUCACUUUUGAAGAGUUGAAAGCUGGUUUGCAGAAGAUCGGAUCGCAGUUGGCGGAGUCUGAGGUGAGACUCUUAAUGGAUGCCGCGGAUGUGGACGGUAAUGGGACCCUGGAUUACGGGGAAUUUGUGGCCGCUAGCAUACACUUGCAAAGGAUGGACAAUGAAGAACACUUACAGAAGGCGUUUGCGCACUUUGAUCGUAAUGGUAGCGGUUACAUCGAUAUGGAUGAGCUCCGAGAUGCUCUUGGUGACGACUUAGGCCCGAAUGAUACGGAUGUUAUUCAAGACAUAAUGCACGAGGUGGACACAGAUAAGGAUGGGCAAAUCAGCUACGAGGAAUUUGCCUCGAUGAUGCGCACUGGGACGGACUGGCGGAAAGCGUCUCGGCAUUAUUCUAGAGAGCUGUUUAACAGCUUAAGUACCAGGCUAUUCAGGGAUGGAUCUUUUCAGGCUGGCAAUUAUUCAUCCCGUGAGAAAAGAUGAGGAUGGUCAGAUGCACGUCCUCGUCCUCAUCAGUAAGUGGAGUGAGGCUUUCUUAACACUUCGAUUCGUUUUAUGGAAAGUCUGUCGUACACAAACUACUCUAAUCUAGUCUAUACGACAACAACCCUUCCACUAUUAUCCUAUCAUACCCUGAACUUAAUGAUGAUUGUCCUUGAGAAGUCUUGAAGAAACAAAUUAGUGGAAUGCCGGCGGGUUCAGUAGAAGUCAAAUUUGGCUUGUCCUUCGGCUUAUAGACACGUACAUCUUGAUCUUGAUUGGAUACUAGCCCUUCCUUUCCUGACUAAUCAUAGACACUACAGAUUCUAACUAGGCUCAUCUUGAACGAAACAACAAUGCGUUUGGGGUUCUGUUGAGUUGAGAUUAUAAUCACAACUUUUUUGGUUAAUAGGACCUUUUUUCAUGUGUACGCGUUGUAUUUCGUAUUCCCCAGCUGUGCUUGAACAUAAGUUGUUCCUUAUACUAAUUAACUUGAACUUCCUUUACCUUGUCCCACGUGUAAACCUACAUGCCGAGAGAGUUUGAAAAGAUCGAAACGUUGUUUGUAUUAACUCUUCCCAGAAGGUGGAUUUGGGGCUUGUCAGAGGUUGAGAAAAACUUGGUGCUGAAGUUAGUCUGGUACUUCGAAGAAUCCAGGAUAGUUUUCAUUCAUAAUAUUGUGUUCAACACAACUUCGGAGAUCUUCCGAAGGCCUAUUUACGGGCAAUCACGAGUAGCGUGAUUGAUCGUGUGUUGCAGGCUGCUGCGGAUACAGGUUGAAUGCUUUGGAUCUUUGCGUAAAUUACCAAAUAUCAGUUCAGUGGU